GACGACGGAGGCGCGCGGCGUUCUGAGCGUGGUACGUCAUCCCCCCUAGUAACCCUCGGCAGCGUCUUGGGGAGAUAAGGCAACAAGAUGGGAUUGCUGUCGAUUUUGCGCAAACUGAAGAGCACGCCAGACCAGGAGGUUCGGAUCCUCUUACUGGGUCUGGAUAAUGGAGGGAAGACGACCCUGCUCAAGCAGCUAGCGUCCGAGGACAUCAGCCACAUCACACCCACACAGGGUUUCAACAUAAAGAGCGUGCAGUCUCAAGGUUUUAAGCUGAAUGUUUGGGACAUCGGCGGCCAGAGGAAGAUCAGACCUUACUGGAGAAACUACUUUGAGAACACUGAUGUCCUAAUUUAUGUCAUCGACAGUGCUGACAGAAAGAGAUUUGAGGAAACGGGGCAGGAGCUGGCCGAGCUGCUGGAUGAGGAGAAGCUGAAUGGCGUUCCCGUGCUGAUCUUCGCCAACAAGCAGGACCUGCUGACCGCCGCCCCGGCGUCGGAGAUCGCCGAGGGCCUCAACCUGCACACCAUCCGGGACCGAGUGUGGCAGAUCCAGUCCUGCUCGGCCCUCACUGGGGAGGGGAUCCAGGAAGGAAUGAACUGGGUCUGCAAGAGCGUCAAUGCUAAGAAAAAGUAGCUCUGAUUUCUACAGAGCAGGACUGGAAGGGAAAUGUACACAUACACACACACAACCUGCACCCUCCUGAUAUGUUGCUUUGAAUGUACACACACACACACACACACACACACAACCUGCACCCUCCUGAUAUGUUGCUUUGAAUGUACACACACACACACACACACACACAAAUACACACACACGGCGAUAUUCCAACAUGGACUUGAAGAGGAUUAAACCAUCCUGCAUCUUUGUUUUGCUUACACUUAUUAACCUCAGAGAAGCUUUGUUUGUCCCUAAACUAAAAAAAAGGAAAUGUUUCGGUUUUUAUUUUAAGGAAAAAACACUGCUCUUGCCAGCUGAAUCCGAGCCAUUCCCAUCUCUUUCCUUCACUUCCUAGGAACCCCAACAUUUCAGGAAUUGCCUGAUUGAUCACUGAAACUGCAAUGUUUUGAAUUUAAAGGGUACCCCCUGAGGAACAACUACUUUCCCCUUUUUGUUGAUGUAUCUCUUGGGGCUGAUGGAUGAGUGUCUUUCCACUUUAAGAUGGCUCUGUCUUUUUAUACCAUUCCAUGUCUGUUUGCUUUUCUUGCAAUGGCUCUGCUUGAAGUGAGGUAUAUUUUUGUAAUUCUUUAUUUAUGAUCAUGUAGGAUACAUACAAAGCCUAAACAUCUACUCUGGUGUGUGUGGGAUUUUAAGAACAAGAAAUGCUUUUUACUAGGUUGAACUUCCCCUAUAAAGGUUGAUACAUCUUCAUGUAUGUUUGAAAAAUAACUAAGAAUUUUGAAGAUAAAUGGUUAAGAGACGCUAAACUUUUUGUGACGAUCAAUUGUAAAUAACUCGGCCCUGUUUUCAUUUGUAAAGUUAUGCACUUGUUGUAGAAUAUACGUUACGUAGCUGGGUUUGUAGGCUUUAAUGUUGACAUAUCUAAUGUGGCAGAUUUGUAACAGAUUUACGCAAGUAAUAAUGUAUAACUUUGAUAACUUUGUGCAGUUCUCUCUCUUUCUGUUAAUGGAAGUCAUUCUUGGUCAUUUCUUUUGGAAAUUCCUGAAUGAUAUCUGUAAAAGAUCGAAGGUACGGGGAUAAAAAAAUAAAGUUUGACAUGGAGAUGGAUGUUUCCAGAAAAUGAAUCGGUUUCGUUUCAAAACAAUAAAAAAAAGCUUAAGGUGUGGAACUUUGUCAUUUUUUGCU
Molecule: messenger RNA, 1809 nt
Organism: Gadus chalcogrammus (walleye pollock)
Lineage: Eukaryota; Metazoa; Chordata; Actinopteri; Gadiformes; Gadidae
Product: ADP-ribosylation factor-like protein 3
Exons: 6
Coding region: 88-636 (182 amino acids)
Biological process (GO): cilium assembly
Cellular component (GO): cytoplasm; microtubule cytoskeleton
Molecular function (GO): GTP binding; GTPase activity
Source: RefSeq, a predicted model, not a curated record